Messenger RNA from Choloepus didactylus (southern two-toed sloth), 969 nucleotides. Its product is annotated as olfactory receptor 52J3-like. Bases 1 to 969 code for a protein of 322 amino acids. The transcript has a single exon. The record is from RefSeq and is a predicted model, not a curated record. Gene Ontology annotation, molecular function: olfactory receptor activity; G protein-coupled receptor activity. NCBI's taxonomy places the organism in Eukaryota, Metazoa, Chordata, Mammalia, Pilosa, Megalonychidae. Gene Ontology annotation, cellular component: membrane. Gene Ontology annotation, biological process: G protein-coupled receptor signaling pathway.
AUGAUAUACCAUAAUAGCAGCAAUUUUCACCCUGCCACAUUUUUCCUUAUUGGAAUUCCAGGACUGGAAAAGUUCCAUGCCUGGAUUUCACUGCCUUUCUGCUCUGUUUACCUGGUAGCUUUGUUCGGCAAUGCCACAAUUCUGCUGGUCAUCAAGGUGGAGAAGACCCUCCGGGAUCCUAUGUUCUACUUCCUGGCCAUCCUUUCAAUGAUUGAUUUGACUCUUUCUACGACCUCUGUGCCCCGCAUGCUGGGCAUCUUCUGGUUUGAUGCUCAUGAGAUUAACUUUGGGGCUUGUGUUGCUCAUAUGUUUUUGAUACACGCCUUCACUGGCAUGGAGGCUGAGGUCCUACUGGCCAUGGCCUUUGACCGAUAUGUGGCCAUCUGUGCUCCACUCCACUACACAACCAUCUUGACAACUCAGGUGCUGGUGGGCAUUAGUAUGUGCAUUAUAAUUCGUCCAGUUCUGCUUACUCUUCCCAUGAUCUAUCUCAUCUACAGACUACCCUUUUGUCAGGCUCAUAUAAUAGCCCAUACCUACUGUGAGCACAUGGGCAUUGCAAAAUUGUCCUGUGGAAACAUCCAUAUCAAUGCUAUCUAUGGGCUUUUUGUUGUUUCUUUCUUUGUCCUGAACCUGGUCCUUAUUGCCAUCUCCUAUGUUUACAUCCUCCAUGCUGUCUUUCACCUCCCAUCCCAGGAUGCACAUCUAAAAGCCCUAAGCACUUGUGGCUCCCAUGUUGGGGUCAUCUGUGUUUUCUAUAUCCCUUCUGUCUUCUCUUUCCUUGCUCACCGAUUUGGACACAACAUACCACGAUACAUUCACAUUCUUGUGGCCAACAUCUAUGUGGUAAUCCCACCCUCCCUCAACCCCAUCAUUUAUAGUGUGAGGACCAAACAGAUACGAGAGCCAGUGUGCUAUGUCUUCACCAAAAAAUUAGACUCUAUCACCUUCCUUUACAAAAUAUUUUGA